Poeciliopsis prolifica (blackstripe livebearer) is the source of this 1229-nucleotide messenger RNA. RefSeq names its product cilia- and flagella-associated protein 251-like. The record is from RefSeq and is a predicted model, not a curated record. Gene Ontology annotation, biological process: attachment of mitotic spindle microtubules to kinetochore. Lineage: Eukaryota; Metazoa; Chordata; Actinopteri; Cyprinodontiformes; Poeciliidae. Bases 94 to 1203 code for a protein of 369 amino acids. The transcript has 2 exons.
UCCAAGAGCCACGCCCAGCAGCUGGCCCACCUGGCGGCGUCACACCCCACCUGUCUGGAUGACGUGGCAGUGGGUCGCCUUGGCAACAUCCUGAUGUACCAGAGCAGCGCGAGGCUCUUCCACUGCUCCCAGUGCUUCCACACCUGUAAGGACUUCAGCAAGCUGUACAAACACAUCAUCGCCCGGCACUGCAUGGUGGAGAAGGAGGAAGAGGGAGGAAGAGGAGGAGAGGAAGGACAGGAAGCAGAGGAGGUGGGAGGAGAGAAGGAUGAAGAAAAGCUGGAGGGUUCGAAAAGAAAGAGGAGCAGUGAUGAAGAGGAGGAGAGACCUGAAAGUAAAAAGAAGUGUGAGGAUGAAGAUGGAGAGAAAACAGCUGCUGAAAGGAAGCAGGGUGAGGAAGAGGAGGGAAAGAUGAAGAGAGAGGAGGGAAAGAUGAAGAGAGAGGAGGGAAAGAUGAAGAGUGAGGAGGAAGAGGGGGGAAAGAUGAAGAGAGAGGAGGAAGAGGAGACAGAGAAGAAGGAGGAUAAGGAGCAGCGUGAGCAGAAGGCCAGUGAGGAAGAGAAGCAGUACGUUCUGACGUUCGACGGCGUUCUGUUCCACUGUAAGAUCUGCGGCUGGAGCCACAGGCAGCGCUCCGUCUCCGUCAGCCACAUCGUUCGCAAACACGAGAUCCCCAAGAGCUACGCCAGCCACGCCCUGGCCAAGAGCCGGCAGCUGCAGACGGGCCGGGCCGAGGAGGAGGACGGCGCCGGGAUGAGCGAGGAGCUGAUGAAGGAGGAGAUGGAGGUGGCGGCGCGGUGGGUGGGCUCCGUCUCCCACCGCUUCGUCUGCCUUGUCUGCAACUGGAAGAGCAAACUGAAAGGUUUCGUUCUGACCCACGUAGAGCGCCACCAUGAGGUGGAGCGGCCGUACCGCUGCAGCUCCUGCCCCCAGAGCUUCUUCCUGCCCAGCCGGCUGCAGCAGCACGCCCGCACCGCCCACCGGCCCGGCCGCUACGCCUGCCCCUUCUGCUGGUUCCGCUCCGAGGUCCUGGGCGGCUUCAGGAGGCACUGCAGCCGCUGCAGCGCCCGCGAGGAGGAGGAAGAGCAGGAGAGGAAGGAGCCAGAGCCGGAGGACAGGAAGGAGACCAGAGGGAUGAGGAGGUGCAGGAGCCUGGGGAGGAGGAUGGAGGAGGAAGAGCUGGAGGAGGAGGAGGAUGACUAACACUAAAUAAACUAGAAAAAUCUCCA